Candidula unifasciata is the source of this 1023-nucleotide messenger RNA. The record is from the annotation of a GenBank genome assembly. Lineage: Eukaryota; Metazoa; Mollusca; Gastropoda; Stylommatophora; Geomitridae.
AUGGGCGAUCAUGUGCUUGACCAGAAUGACAUCAUACGAGAUGUGGACAAUGAUAUCGCUUACGUGGUGAAACUGGUCUUUCUGGUCAGCUUGUAUCCCAUGGUGGGUGUGUUUGGUGUAGGAACCAACAUCGUCAACGUCCUUGUCUUCUGCCAGCACGGCAUUGACGACACCGUCAAUGUAACGUUAGCAGCACUAGCUAUGGCAGACAUCGGUAGCCUGUUUGCCAUCAUAUUUCUAGGUCUGUGUUACAACCCACUGUUCUUCAACUUAGACGUCUCAUUCCACUCCAGUGAGGCAGCCUACCUGUUGGCUGGAAUGCCCAGGCUCUGCUUCAGUAGAAUCAUUAACCUCAUCGUCGCCUUCGUCACCCUAGAGCAGUGUCUUUGUGUACGGUUUCCUUUAAGAGUGAAGACGAUGAUCACACCUCGCCGUGCUGUGACUGUUCUCGUCAGCAUCUUUACCUCCAUGAUCGCCAGCAUAUCUCCGAUAUACUUCUCUACCAACCUUGCUUGGAAAACAUACAGGAACAGAGGCAACAAAUCACUGCUAGGACUCGACUUCUCAAACAACCGACGUGAAAUUGAUCAGUGGACUUUCGCCCUAGGAUCUGUAUUUGGUUGGUUCUCUUUCCUACUAGUAUUCGUGUGCAGCAUAGAUCUAAUCUUCAGCCUACGUCGCUACCAGCAUUUUCGGAAAACAAGCACUACGCAGUCGUCAAACACCUCAACGAGACGCGACGCUCGUGUCGGAAAAAUGGUUGUUGUUCUAUCCUUAGUGUUCAUCGUAAGUUUUAUUCCGCUGAAUGCUAUCCAGAUGUGCAAAUCCACCAUUCCACGUUUCAACAAAGGGAGCGACAUACCCAACAUUUACCACAUAACCUGGUCUGUUGCGUACUUGGUGGAGGCAAUCAACUCCUCCAUCAACAUCUUUGUCUACUUCAUUAUGAGUUCAAAGUUCAAACAAACGACCAUGAACUUGUUUGCCAGACGAUGGCCACUCACUGGCCGGUCUUGCCAAUGA